Messenger RNA from Culex quinquefasciatus (southern house mosquito), 1288 nucleotides. RefSeq lists its product as uncharacterized. The record is from RefSeq and is a predicted model, not a curated record. The coding region runs from base 519 to 1091 and encodes 190 amino acids. NCBI's taxonomy places the organism in Eukaryota, Metazoa, Arthropoda, Insecta, Diptera, Culicidae. The transcript is spliced from 3 exons.
UCAGUCUUGGUCCAGCAUUCGAACAACAAACCACGCGACUUUAGGCUGGUCAUCGAUUUUCGGGUGUGUGUGUGUGUGUCUGUUUGUGAUUUUUGAUCCGCGAAUAAGCAAGUUAUGUAAGGGCUCGUCGAUCGUCGUCCAGCGGACUUCAAGGAGACGAGACUCAUUUGCGCGAAAUCAACAAUCGACGAUUUGCGCGCGCGCGCCAUCGCGAUCGCGUACAUUGAAAUUAAGUAAUCGCGGGUCUUACCCGAGGGUGUACGCUACCUGCUCCCUCCCCCUUCUUAAGUUGGCCAAGGUAGCAGUACCGCCUCGAGGUUCCACGGGAGCUUGGACGCAGCAGUACCCAACAAACGAGUUCCAGCUGCUCCAGGCGGCAGUGCGUUCGCAACAGCCGAAAAGUCGUAGCCCAGUAGACACCCUGCCCGCGGUGCUAGUUCUGGCGACCUCCGCAAAGUGUGAUAGUGCAAAAAAAAGUUACGAAAGUUAAGAUUAAGUGAUCAUCCGAACAAAAAAAAAUGAAACCGUUGAGCCUGGUUCCGACGGCGGUUCUGAUGGUGUUUGCCCUGCUGUCCAGCACCGACCACAGCGGGUCCUCGGUGAGGGCGCAGGAGCCACUGUUUGAGCUGCCGGUGCAGCUGAUUGGCUUUCCCGUGAUUAUCCUGUCCGUGCGGUUGGCGAACUUUGCCAAGAAGCUCGCGUACUCGCUGAAUCCAAAGACCUACCAGUCCCGCAGCCGGCGUGAGACCCUGGCCAGCGGAGGAGGAGCAGCUCCCACCGAGGAGGAGAUCUCGCGGAUGGCCGUGGACGUGGCCCAAGCGGAGCGCAAGAUCCAGCACGAGUUUGGCCCGAAGGCCUGCAUCGAAGAGGAACCGUGCCGGUUGCACGCCGUCCGGACGAACCGCAGCGACGACUACCAGCCGGACUGGAACGAAAUCUUGAAGGACUACAAGGUUCGGGCCACCGGAAUGAAGCAGUGGUACCUGCUGUCGGUGUUCAUCGGAGACUACAUCCGGGACGUGCAGUUCUGCAAGCAGCUGGCCAAACGGCUGGCCUGUGACCGGAACCAGAAGGAGUUCGUGCGGGACUAGAAAUGCCAUCCGGUGGAUAGGGAAGGAGGUGGACAGCUCCAGGAGAGGGUCCAUUUGAGUUACUUUAAGCGUGCAAUAGGUUUAGCUUGCAGGUUUUCGAAAGACUUAAUUUUAUGUAAAUAGGAAUCUUUUCAGUGUAUUUUAUAAGUUUACCAAAAAUGCCGAAAUAAACGAAAACGAGAUGUAAAAAUUAAAAA